UCCGGAAUUUACAUUCGAAACGAUUCAAAUUGCGCCUUUAAUAAAGUCAAAAUGCCGAGCGAACAUUCCGAUCCCACGGUUGUUGAGUGGAUCAAGCUCGUGGACGAGCGACGAGCCUUGCACAAACUCGAAAACAGGGUUCACAUCGGGCCGAUUCAGGUGAGCAGAAUUCAGAACAACCUGACCAAGGCGGAGGCCAGUUUCCUGGAGAACAGGGCCGACUACGCCACCCUUGCGAACGCCGCCCUCGACAUGGCCGGUUGUUACCAAAUCCUUGAGUCCAGCAGCAAAGCAGUCAACUCGAAAGUCGUCAGCAAGCUUGAAAUUUUUGACAGACGAGCUCAAGAAGAAAUCGAUAGGAUUGUCUGUUGCUCGUGACUGAGAAAUUACAUGCUGUGUUUUGAUUUAAGGCACUUUUUGAUCCAAUUCAAAUGUAUGUACUGUUUAUUUUCCAUUAUAAACACUUAUUAAUUAAUAUAAUAUAUUGUGUGUCCAAUUAAAGCCGCCUAUCUAUAUUGACAGAGCGUUUCCAACAUAAAUAAUGUUAAACCAUAUAAAUAUAAUGUAUUUCUUCCCAGUCUUUGUAAAAACAAAAAGCGGAAAACAUAUUUUAACCCCAAUUGUUUGUAAAAAAAUUUAUAAGAUGAAAUUAUUUAUUAUUAAAUUCGCUGUUUGAGAAUAUUUGAAGAUCUAAUAGACAUAUUAUUCUCCCUAUGAAUAAUAUGCAUAAAUUUGAGUAACAAGUUGAGGUGUGGUCCCCACCACAUAAAUGUGAAAAACGUCAGAUGCGAUUUCUAAAAAAAAAUAUUAAAUUUAAAUAAUAAAUAGAUGCCCCAGAAAUUGAGGAUUUGUACCCUAAUAUCUAAUCUAUUUCCUACAUAAAUACUCCAAACGAGAUUAUAUUAUUUCUUCGUUGUCUUUUCAUUACAAUU
Messenger RNA from Neocloeon triangulifer, 932 nucleotides. RefSeq lists its product as uncharacterized. Bases 52 to 378 code for a protein of 108 amino acids. Lineage: Eukaryota; Metazoa; Arthropoda; Insecta; Ephemeroptera; Baetidae. The record is from RefSeq and is a predicted model, not a curated record. The transcript has 3 exons.